UUUUGUUGCGUCAACGUCAAGUGCGGCCAGGGGCCUCUCGCGCUUUCCUUCACGCCAGUUGCCUCCGGGAUCCCUCCGUAUCGUGUUCAGCUAAAGACUUGACCGGCGCGCGCCGUUCUUCGACGAACUGAUAAAGGAUCGGGUGCGAAUUCGCGAUUAAGCGAGGCUAUCGCCUGCGCGAGGCGUAUAUAUCAGUCCGCGAGACGACAAAGAGACCGAGCGAGAGACAGGGAGAGAAAGCGAAGGAGCUAGAAAGAGACAGAGCGCGUUGGGACGCGUUGGGAAUUUUUUCGACUCGCGUGUGUGUGUGAGAGAGAGAGAGAGAGAGCAAGAGUAGACGAGCUUAAAAAGGGCUUCAAGCGACAGAGCUGCGAAACCUACGCACCGAGGCGGAGUAAUAUGAGUAAUGCAGCCAACCAGAAUGGAUCAGGUCUAGAGCAGCAGCUAGCUGAUCUGGACUUGCAGGGCUCCCGCCAACCAAGUGGGGGCCGCUACGUUCCACCGCAUCUUCGUCAUAAAGUUGCGAGUGAGUACAGUAAUCCACCCGCCGAUUUGAAUUACUCUUCCAACUCAAGACCGUUUACUGACAGAGACAGAGGGGGAGAUCGCGAUCGCGACCGAGGAAGGGAUGAUCGCGAUAGGGCCGGAGGCGGUUAUCGGGACUCGCGGAGUCCUCGCGACGUCGAUUUCGCGAACUUCGGGAGCUUCGGUGGGCGCAAUAGGCGCAGUCAGGAAAAUGGAAGAGAUUAUAGAUACCCCAACGCCGAGCGCGAUCGACCAAUUAGCGGCAACGAUCGCUGGCAGGAGCCUGUUCGAAAUGAUCGUUGGCCGGACAACAGAAAUGACAGGAUGGGAGGUAGCGGCGGGAGAUGGGGCGAUGACAGAGGUGGCAGAGGCGGCAGAGGCGAAGUCGACUGGACGGUCCCAACUGCCAGGGAUGAGCGAGUGGAGCUGGAGCUGUUUGGUACUGGCAAUACUGGGAUCAACUUUAGCAAAUACGAGGAUAUCCCUGUUGAGGCUACCGGAGAUAACAUACCACCACACAUCACAUCUUUUGACGAGGUUAAGCUGACAGAGAUAAUAAAGAAUAGCAUCGCCUUGGCAGGAUAUGACAAGCCUACACCGGUACAGAAGUACGCGAUACCGAUCAUCAUCAAUCGCCGUGACGUGAUGGCCUGCGCUCAAACCGGGUCCGGUAAAACAGCAGCCUUCCUAGUGCCAAUACUGAAUCAGAUUUACGAGAGCGGGCCGCGACCGCCACCACCGCAAGCGAACUCCUCCGGCAGGCGUAAGCAGUAUCCGUUGGGUCUUGUGCUGGCCCCCACGAGAGAGCUCGCUACGCAGAUAUACGACGAAGCGCGGAAAUUCGCAUACCGAUCGCGUAUGCGCCCCGCGGUCGUAUACGGUGGUUCUAACAUAGUAGAUCAAAUGCGUGAGUUGGAUCGCGGUUGUCAUCUACUUGUGGCAACGCCUGGGCGUCUGGUGGACAUGUUGGGACGCGGUAAAAUUGGCUUGCAUAAUUGCCGAUUCUUGGUACUAGAUGAAGCAGAUCGCAUGUUGGAUAUGGGUUUCGAGCCGCAGAUAAGACGCAUUGUCCAGGAAGAUAAUAUGCCGCCGACUGGAGAGAGACAGACUCUCAUGUUCUCUGCCACUUUCCCGAAAGAGAUUCAAAUGUUAGCCAGAGAUUUUCUCAGCAACUACAUCUUCUUGGCGGUUGGUCGUGUGGGAUCGACUUCUGAGAAUAUUACACAGAAGAUUGUAUGGGUGGAAGAACAUGACAAACGUUCAUACCUACUUGAUUUGCUGCAGGCUAGCAACUUUGCAGAUCCUACUGCUGAGUCACUCACCCUAGUGUUCGUGGAGACUAAGAAAGGUGCCGACAUGCUCGAAGAAUACUUGGCCUCAAUGGGAUAUCCGGUUACCAGCAUUCACGGCGAUAGGACUCAACGCGAAAGAGAGGAAGCAUUGCGUCGCUUCCGCGCGGGCAAAGCGCCGAUCCUGGUCGCUACCGCAGUGGCAGCGCGUGGCCUCGACAUACCGCACGUUAAACACGUCAUUAAUUUUGAUUUGCCCGGCGACGUUGAGGAAUACGUUCAUCGUAUCGGUCGUACCGGACGUAUGGGCAAUUUAGGUCUGGCCACAUCAUUUUUCAACCAUAAGAAUCAUAAUCUGGUACGCGAUUUGGUAUCUCUGCUUAUCGAAGCCAAUCAGGACCUUCCACCUUGGCUGGAUGACAUGUUUAACGAAGCGAGAUAUUCCGGAGGUAGUUCUCGGCGACCAGGAGGUGGCGGCGGCGGCGGCGGUGGCGGCGGCGGUGGUGGUGGUGGCACCAAGGGACGCUUCGCUGGCGGCGGCUUUGGUGCAAGAGAUUAUCGUCAACAACCCAGUUCUGGGCCUGGUCGUAGUAAUGGGCCAUCUAGACCUGGUGGUUACGGAGGCGGUUAUUCAAAUUACGGAGGUAACUUUAAUUCAUCGUACAAUAAUUCCACUAAUAAUGGCAACAGCGGCGGCCCCGACUGGUGGGGAGGAUGGGACAAGUAGAUGAUUAUUUCCAUCUCUUUCUACUUCAUCAUAAUUAUUAUUACUCUACACGCAAAUUCAAUUAUAUGUAAGGAAGACACGACAUUAUUAUUAUGUCUGACACUACACGCACGUGUUUUGCGCGCGUAUACAUGUACACAUGCGCAGAGUACAGACAGUUUCACGUAUAAUACGUAUUCACGUUUUCGCUCGACUGCCUGUGCACUCCGAGUUUUUGGAUGAGAAGCAGAAAAAAAAGAAUACUUAUGUUUAAAUUCCACUAUAUUACAUUUGUUCGUGAGCGACAUUGACAAAUCCUGCGUGCAAUUUAGUAUUCGCGCCGGUGGAUCGCCGGAUGAUAUCUCAAAUGUGAAUGAUCUCACCAUAAAAAGAAAAGUGCGAGUAUGGUAAAUAGGAUUUGUUCGACACUUAUUAGUUAGAGAUCCAUCCAACAUUUCGUUGCCGUGCGUGCUGAGAAACACAAGUAGUAUAACCACUAACGAAUCAAAUCGGUAAGUCGUUAGUCCCUGUUCGGAGGGAAUAACGAUGUAACACAUAGUAGCUGAAGAAACUUAGUAAAAUUUUUUAGAACUCCUGUCGAGAUUAUAGGGGGCUCAUCGUAACUUUAUUAUUUACACAUUUUCUUUUCUUUUUUUCUUUUAUAGGGGGUACGGUGGGGCGUAUCUUCGGUAAUUAUAGCGUAAUAUAAACGUUUGACUGUUGUCAAAAGAACAUUUUUAAUGCACAAGUAUUUUAUUGCCUUUGCUACCAUAAUGGCCAGUAGAAGUCAUGCUGUUUCGUUCAAAUGGAUGGCAUAUAAUUCUUUAUUUAUACACGUGCACGUUUAUCGAUACGCCUAGGAUACGCCAAAUUACCGUCACCAUAGAUUACAUGAUGAUUCCUUAUUAUUAUUUUUUUUUCCUUAAUUUGCUGUAGUUCAGCGACGAAUGGUACUUUGUUGUUUUGCCGUCCCCAAAGAGAGACGAUAUUGCGCCGGCAAUAUAUGGUUUACUUGAAAUAAGCCACGUGAAUUUUUCGGGGAUCGACGGUUUUGAUAUUGUGAAAGAGAAAAAAUGGCAACACAGGCUACGUCUUAGGAUACCUUUAGAAAUCUCACAUUUUCAUUAUAGCCUGAUAUACGCAUUGAUAAUUUUAGAAAUUUUCAAGACGGCGUUCAUGCGAUUUACAAAGCCGGCAGUUAUUUUCAUAAGUUAUUCUCAUAACUUUGUUACAGUGAUACCUCGAUAUAUAUAUAUACGGCGGUUACAUAAUGUCGGAAAGGAAAGUUUCCACUUUUCGUCGUAAGAUUUUUUUUUGUUUAAAGAAACAAUCUUUCUGUCUUUUUUGAUAAAAUUAUUUGCCGUCUUUGCACUGUUUCUCUUCCAAGUGUUGUGAACGUUUGCAACGAGAGCCUUGAUGGCGAAAUUUUCCACAGAUGCCUAUAACGAAUAUGGAGGUUUCACUGUACAAACGCGGCUAGAUUAUGCUUUAGUGGAAAGAGCAGGUAUAUAUAAAUGUUUUAUGUACCUGAGCUUGUAGUUCUACAGACGGAACUGCGUUGAUCCCACGUAGAAGCGUGCUUCUCGAAUAGCAUUUCUAAACGUAACGGAGACGUUGCCCUGCGAAAUUGGUAUGGCGCUUUAUAAAAAGAAAAUCUUAGUCUGCAGUACCGAAUGCGAAUGUGUGAGUGCUCAUAUGGAAGAUAAAUUAUAUUGAGACAGAUUAAAAAAUACGGUUGCAGUUACAGAGGGGUAUUAAAAACAAAGAGCAAAGGGAGAGAUGCUUUUUGCAUUGACAUAGCGGGCUCUAUCUUCAUUAAGAAAAAAAAACAAAAUAACGGGAGGGGGGAAAGAUAGAAAGCAGCAUAAGCCUCUUGAGGGAGACACACGGGGUGCACUCAUGUUAUUUUCUAGCUGUAUUUAUCAGUAUGAUACGCGCGUUAUAUAUAUAAAUACAUAACACUAAAAUAAUUGAAAAACGACUGUGAUAUCGAACGAUCUUGUGACAUUCAAUUUCCACGCGAAUUGAUGAAACGAACAAUUAACGGGAUAACAAAUACAAAUAAAUGUGUAUUAAUUAAUCGGUAUUGAAUGUCGGGAAGGUGAACUAGCUCAGGUUGUUUGAGCUGAGAACAAGAAUAUUAAGUCGUUAAAACAGUUAACACAACACAAGACAACGUGGCUGUUGUCCGAUCGGGGAGGGCUGAACGCUAGGCUCUUGGCGGUCCCGGGGGACCUUUCUAGGGCAUUGUUUCUGCUUAAAGUAAACGCGCAUUAAACGAUAUAAUAGAUGACGCGAGCUUGCGAGUCAUUUACCGGUUGAAUGAUGACGUUGGGUAUAGGGCUUUGUAGGAUGUCGAUAUCGUUUUGUGCUAAAAAAAAAUAAAAGAAAAAAACGUCGGGUUCUUCGUCUAUCUAAUCUACUACGUGAGGGGAAAAAGUACAAAUUCGAUUUGCGUCACAACCGACAGGAUUUUUAGACAUGUCAUACUUAUACCUGUUAUAUUACUAGAUUUAAUAGUGCAAUUCGCGUGCGUGGAAUCGUAUGCCGUGUGACCGUGGACCAAGGUGUGAAUGCCUCUUUUACGAGAGGGAUCGAAUAAUUAUUUCAUCAUAGAGCAUUCAAAGGGGUUGGGGUAGCGUUUAACGAGGUAAAAAAAAAAAAAGAUAUCGUUGGCUUCCGACCGUUGGGUGCGAGUGUUCUCAAAUUUUUUAAUACGAUUCGUCAUCGAGGCUAUUAUCACGUCAGCUCUCGGAGGCCCCGCCAAGAACGUUACUUACGGAGAAUCCUUUCGCGGACGGCGAUAUCGUUCAUUCACGCCGUGCCGAUCUCUCGUGUACGGCAACGUGUAUAUCAUUUUCGUAGGGAAGACUCCGCGUCGGUUCCGAGACUGUUACGUACACGCAGGCUUCUCUUGCGUCUUCUUUCCUAUUUUAUUUUGUAUUAUUUUAUAAAAAGUGACGAAGGAAAAGGUAUCGGUAGAGUUCCCGAUUCCCACGGGGAGAAUUUGAAAUUUUGGCGAACAAAGGCAGAUUUGCGUAACGGAUCAAAUUUAAACAUACACGAUAAAAUAUUUUUUUUAUCGUUAACUCUUGGAUGCAUGAAAACGGGAUGGGACUUCGAGACCUUUUCUUUCUUCUUAGGUAAUUCUUUUGUCGAUAUCGUUCGCGAUUUGAAAAUUUAUCCCAUUAGGAGGCCACGCAUCCAAGGGUUAAAAGUUCAACUGUACGAUGCGUUUAGGCAUUUCGCGGACGCGGCGAUCGCGUGUCGCGCCCGCGUUUUUAAUCAGUCCCUAUUGCAUUUCGAAACGAACGCUUUUUUUUUCUUUUCCGACUUACAUGGUGGGCAGAGAGAGAGAGAGAGAGGGAUACAUUUCGAGCGGCCGGCGAUUACAACGUACGCCACUUCCGCGUGUUGUCCUCUUAACUUAAAUAAUUUUCCCUUCAACGUGACAGCGUCCACGAUCGGUAUAUCGAUCACCGAUUGGCAGAGAAACUUUCGCUUCGUUAUUUCUCCCGCGAUGACGUUAACGUCGAAACCUGAUUAUUGUCGAACGUUCCUGCAAGAUAGUCAAAAUGUCCACCGUGUAGUAAACCGACAUAAAUGUGUAUAAAAUUUAAACGUGCGGUACUAUGACUUCUUUUUUUUUCUUUUUUUUUUUUUUUUAAUAGCGUAUUAGCAUACUUAGGAGAAAUAGAGAACGAUAACUGCGAUUAUUAUUUAUUGAUCGAUUUAGUAUUUAUUUUCUACGUUUCGGAAGGUAAACAGUAAAUGUAUGUCUUCUGUACUGUACACGUUCUUUUCUCAUGUUUGGUCCUCUGAAGUAUAUCGGACGAGCAGCCUUAGGGGGAAAAAUAAAUAAAAGAAAACACUUUACGGAUUACAGUUAUAAAGAACGGAAUAUAUGAUCAGACGAAAGAUUAAUUUUAAAGAGUAUAGUGCGAGGGAAGAGAGAAAAGGUUGGGGUGAGAGAAGUGUGAGAAUGAGAGAGGGGCUAAUCGAACGAACACAGGCAUCAAAGGGAACGAGGGGAAAAAUAAAAAUAAUAAAAACAGAGGGAGAAGGGAAAA
Molecule: messenger RNA, 6590 nt
Organism: Temnothorax curvispinosus
Lineage: Eukaryota; Metazoa; Arthropoda; Insecta; Hymenoptera; Formicidae
Gene: bel
Product: ATP-dependent RNA helicase bel
Exons: 8
Coding region: 400-2541 (713 amino acids)
Biological process (GO): gamete generation; cell differentiation
Cellular component (GO): P granule; nucleus
Molecular function (GO): RNA helicase activity; ATP binding; RNA binding
Source: RefSeq, a predicted model, not a curated record